Messenger RNA from Chara braunii, 4391 nucleotides. Lineage: Eukaryota; Viridiplantae; Streptophyta; Charophyceae; Charales; Characeae. The record is from the annotation of a GenBank genome assembly.
ACAGGCUGUUUGACGAUAUAUAACCGACGAGGGACAGGCUGUUUGACGAUAUAUAUACCAGCGGGGGUGAGGCUGUUUGAUGACAUAUAUACCGACGGGGGACAGGCUGACGAUGUUGGGAGGUGGGCGUGAUGUGUCAUUUUGUGUUUGUUUAUUUUUUUUGCUUCGGGGUGGGGAGAGGUUAACAGUGGUGGGAGGCAGAGUUCAAGUUUACGUUAUGGCGCACGAAAAACCCUCCAAGGAUGGGGGCCCUCCAAGGAUAAAAUGCAAGGAGAAAAAUGGGAAGAUCCCAGGUCUGUCAUUUGGAAAAGGGCUGGAGCAGACAUUCGUGCAUGCUGUCGGAGAGGGAAUCUCGUUUGGCGCCUAUAAGGCGGAUGGCUUUUACGGCAUUAACGUGAUUAAGCAGGUGAUCUGGGUAGAUGGAGUCUCGUAUGUGCUGCACGAUAUCUUCGGCAUCGAUCGCUCCCGAGAUGAGAAGACUUCAGUCAACGAGGAUCAUUCCAAACAGGAGUGCGUAAUCUGCCUGGCAGAGAACAGGGACACGCUGGCAUUGCCGUGCAGACACUUGUGCAUGUGCAGCGAGUGCGCAAAAGCUCUUCGGUAUCAGACCAACAAGUGCCCCAUCUGCCGGAGCGAGCUUCACUCAUUGCUCGUAAUCAACCUUGGCGACACGCCAGCACAACUGCCAUAGGUGCAAUGGAAGCUCUUGUGCUUCGGCAGGGGUGGCCUCAUUUACGCAGCUUGGAGGAGAAGUACUGAUGAAACCAUCGUGCACAUGACUAGAGACAGUCAAGGGAAGUGGCCGCUGCUCUGCUGACAUCGCUGGCUCGGAGAUGUGCUUCCCGUUGGAUGAAGUGAUGUGCUCCAAUGAUGCCGAUUUAUUGAUUGCCAAAACAGUAUGGGGUUGGUUAUCUCUCUCGAGUUGAGAUGAUGCCGUGAAGACAAACAGGAGGAAGAGAGCGGAGAAGAAGAAGCGGUGGUAAUAUGUCUGUAGCUGGAGUUGGGAUGGGGGGGGGCAUGCGUAUUUUGUGCAUAUGUACUUGUAUAGUGAUUGAUUUGUCCUGCGAUUCUGUGCAGAUUGUGGCUUGUAAUAAUUAGAGUGGUAAUUGUACAGGAAGAUGGGAGGGAGGGUUGUGGAGGGAGGGGGAGGAGGAGGAGGAGGAGGAGGAGGAGGAGGAGGAGGAGGAUCAAAAACACACCGGCAAAUGAGUGCUGCUUCAACCAGCCACAGCCUUCAGCAGAGAUCGUGAAGAGGAGGUGACAUGUUCUUGCUUUCGUCUGCAGCUCGCAGUCUCUUCUCUUCCCUCUCCUUCGUCGUCCGAUGCGCUAUUUUUGUUGCUCUUUCUACCUUCGUUUUCCUCUUUCUCUCUCUUCUCAUUCCUGUUCGCCAAUUAUGUCAUUUGUCUGUCAUCUUUUCGUUCCAUGCUGCUCCUCUUCAUACACACCUGCACAUAAGCGAGCUGGGUACCUUUGUGUUGCCCGACAGAGUAGAACUGCAGCAGGGAGCCAUAGCUGUGCUUCCCGACAGCUGUCUGUUUUCAGGCAGGCAUGCCAUUUGUACCUGUUGUCUUGAUAGAGGCAGGAAGUCGUGAUAGAUAGACGUCUGUCGGAAUAUCCGUUUUCUGGAGGACGUGCCAUCUGCGUAGUCUGUGUGUACGAUUACAGGUCCAGCAUUUGCGGAGCCGCUGAGUUGGCAAUUAAUUAGAUGAGAAUCCCCGUCAACAAUAUUGGCAUGGCCGAUCUAGUCCUCUUUCAUCUUGUUGAUCCUUCAUGGACAUAGCAACGAGUCAUCAACGAGUCGUCCUUGGUAAUAGUAACCAUCCUUUAGAAGGGGGAGCUACAGGUCAAGUGGGAAUCGAUGGGCUUGGAGAGCCAGUCUCUGUCGCCGCUGCUAUUUUGCUUGGUCAGCCGUCUUCCAGGGCGUUGUCGUAUGUAGGAGGAAGUAGGGUUCGUUCAUUCUGUAGUGUACGCAUUAGGCAAACUCUGCCGAUGUUAUUUUUGGUAAGUCGGCCGUCAUCCAGGCUUCCAUGACUGUCAUCAAAUGUAGGGAGGAAGAAGAAAGGGGUUCAGUUGUGUCGUGUGAUGCAUCUAGUUUACGAGUGAGAAAUUGCAACAGCCUUGCUUCCGGAUAUAUAUACUUCAACAAUCUUUGAGGAUGUCUUAGUUGUCGCUAGCUGUGAGUAUUUUCCAGGCUUGUCACACUACGCAUGUCCUCUUCCUUCCUUCCUUCCUUCCUUCCUUCCUUCCUUCCUUCCUUCCUUCCUUCAAGUUGCAUCCUUAACGAACCCAUGUGCUACACCCGUCCUUUUCUUGCCCACCCUUCGAUAUCAAGCCUCUUGAUUCCAGUCGAUUGUGCUUUUCCUUAGCUACCAUCUGGUUGACCGGGAAAUCCGGGUGGGUGGGCCGCGCAUCUGCGUAGCAGAUGUGCUCUUGAUGACCCAUAACAUUUGUAAGCCGCGAGCGGAUGGCGCGAUGAACUGGUCCUUGAUCAGUCAAGUUUUCGUAAUACAAGUUUCUGUACAUUGCAAGUGUGCGGUAAACCAUUGUUCGUCGGCUACGACGGCUAGCUGGUUGGUGGGCGAUCUGGUUGCGCUUCUCGAGGACCAAACGUGCGUGAGCGGAUUGACUCCGACGAGCUGUCUCGUCUGCAACGAACCAUUGUUUGUCAGCUAUCGACGCCUCCAGACGGGUGAGUGCUGCUGGCCCUUGUCAUCCAUAACCGUUACGGCUGUGGUCUUCACGCGAAUAGAACGCCCGGUCAUUAUAGCGGUCUUUGGGCCAACUUUUGGUAUAGAUGCAGCGAUAAUGUCAACCGGGUGUUCUAUUCGGGUGGAAGAAGGUAGUGCUCAACUUUGACAUCAGGGAGCGCAUCUGCCAAUCAGGUGUUUUGUUUACGGCAGUAGUGGGACAGGGAUAAUGACCGGGUGUUCUAUUCGGGUGGAAGACGGUAGUGCUUAACUUUGACAUCAGGGAGCGCAUCCGCCAAUCACGUGGUUUGUUUACAGCAGUAGUGGUUGCUGCUGGAGCCGAUGUGCUUGUUCUUAGCUAUAUGUUGCUGCUAGUCGUUGGCGGGCAUGGUGGUAGGCAGGUUCUCUUAGAGGGAGGUCAGCGUAAGUGGGUCAGCCCACACAGGUCAGCGUUACACGAUGUCGUCUGUCACAGCGUGGCAGGGGCAUCCUGAACUGCCUGUUCACUGGAUCUCGUACAGAUCGGUGCAGUACACAGAAUAGGUUGGCAGGGUUCGGUUGGGUUGGUGCGAAGCUGAGUGAGGAGGGAGGGGUCGGGUCGUGGAUAGUUUAAAUGGGAGGGCACUUCAUGCUGAGAUGAACCUUUGCUUUUGAAGUUGUUUGGGGCGCCGGGAAAGAUAAGGGCUCGAAGAGAAGAGGUGCUGCGGAGCAUGGGGUUAGACUUGCUAUGGAAAGGUUUGCCGCCGCUAUGCGGCAGUCUCUGUAGCUUUACUCUGUGUGCGAUGUCAAGCAAGUGGAGAAGUCUGAGCUUCUGUACCUAGAGUGCGCACAUUAUGCUGUUGCGGAACUCGCGAUACAUUUUUAGGUGUGGGCUCUAUCACUUACUUAUAGCGAAUAAUUGCAUCUGCUUGAAAGUGGAAUGCAAAGAGUAACCGCCCUGAACAAGCAGGUUGUAAAGGUAUCUUGAUCCUGCUAAGGGCCUCUCAGCUUCGUACUUAGUAAUACCGUAAUAUCUUAAUUGAUUGAGUGAAUGUUUGCUAUCCAGCCUGUGAGCUCAUCCAACUGUGUUGGGUUAUGUAGAAGUUGGAAAAAGACAGAACCAGGGUAGAAUAUGGCAGGUAGGUUGGUAUUACGUACGACCUUUAGUUCGACUGUGCAGGCUGGCACUUCUGAUUAGUAUGAUAGAUCGACACUGCUUUAUCUACGUUUGUAUGUGGACCUCGUUACCACUGAAGCAGUUUUGACUUUUCUCGAUAGAGAGAGAGAGAGAGAGAGAGAGAGAGAGAGAGAGAGAGAGAGAGAGAGAGAGAGAGAGAGAGAGAGAGAGAGAGAGAGAGAGGGAGAGUCGGUUAGGGAAAGAGAGGUGACCCGACGGAAGGGACGAGGGAUUCCUUGGGGACAGUAAAACUUAGCUAGCGGCUUUGGUCUUAUGCAGCCGCAUGGGUGUCAUGCAUAUAUAGGUAUUUGAACAUUGCUAUGUGUCUACAAUCUAUAGUGUUUCAUUUGUCUUCCCUUGAGCAGUUACGUAAUGCUGUCUAUUGUAUGUUCCUUCAUUUGGUAAUUAUGACAAGUUUUUGAAAUACUUCGUGACUGCGAAGUGCUGUGAGGAUUUGAGGCAGUUUGUCAUUCACUCUCCAUUUUGCUUGCUUCUCUCCUCUCUUUUUGCGCUUGCUGUCUGUGCCUGCGGGUCCAGCUCUUUCUGUC